Messenger RNA from Effrenium voratum, 2337 nucleotides. The record is from the annotation of a GenBank genome assembly. Lineage: Eukaryota; Dinophyceae; Suessiales; Symbiodiniaceae.
AUGUCUCAUGACUCGCAUGGAAGGAUGGUGAAGAGGACGCUGGAGUAUGUCCCUGCUUUGUACAAAAUCUUUGACGAGAUCCUGGUCAAUGCCGCGGACAACCUGAUCCGGGAUCCUACCCAGGAUACCAUCCGCAUCGAGGUGAACCGGAAGGAGGGCUCGGUGAUCGUGUGGAACAAUGGUGCCGGGCUGCCGAUCCAGAUGCACCGGGAGCACAAGUGCUACGUGCCAGAGCUGGUCUUCGGGCAGCUGCUGACCAGCGACAACUACGACGACAGCGAGAAGAAGGUGGUGGGUGGACGCAACGGCUACGGCGCCAAGCUGACGAACAUCUUCUCCAGCAAGUUCCUUCUCGAGACGGCAGACUCAAGGAGCGGAAAGAAGUACAAGCAGGUCUGGGAGAAGAACAUGUCGGUGUGCCACAAGCCGGUGAUCACUCAGAACAAGUCCGAGGACUAUACGCAGGUGACCUUCUUCCCGGACUUCUCGCGCUUCGGCAUGCGUGCCAUGGAGGAGGACAUCGUCCUGCUGAUGCGGCGGCGCGCCUUCGAUGUGGCGGCGUCCACACGCGGGAGGUGCCAGGUCUUUCUGGACGGUAAGCGCCUGCAGGUGGAGUGCUUUCAGGACUACGUGGACCUCUUCGUGCAGCCCGAAGCCUUCCGCACCUGCAAGGUGGUGAACGACCGCUGGGAGGUGGCCAUCGGUCUCACGGAUGGGUCCGGGUUCCAGCAAGUGAGCUUCGUGAACUCCAUCAACACCUCCCGGGGAGGGACCCACGUCUCCUACAUCACCGACCAGGUCGUCGGCGCGGUGCUUGAGAAGAUAGGGAAGCAGAGAGGUGGCCCUCUGGCGGUAAAGAAUCAGCACGUGAAGAGCUACCUCUGGAUCUUCGUGAACUGUCUCGUGGAGAAUCCCGCCUUCGACUCACAGACCAAGGAGACCCUCACCAGUAAGCGGGAGAGGUUUGGCUCCAGCUGCCACCUACCAGAGGAGCUCCUGCAGGAAGUGGUGGAGAGUGGGCUGCUGGAGGCCCUCCAGGUGAGCCCAAAGCGCUUCUCUGUGGGGGAUGUCCGGGUGCUGGCAGAGGACCGGCUCCAGAAGAGCUUGUCGGUGCUGGUGGAUGCGUCAGGCGCGCCGCUGAACGACCGGGACAAGAUCUGCGACUCUGGGCUGCAGCAUGGCGACCAAGUCAGCGCGCUCGUGAGGCCCCCGGAGCCGCGGGUCUUCUCAGGGCCCUUCGCCUACGCAUUUGCGGCGGUGCUGCCGGAAGGCCGUGUGGUGGCCUGGGGCGACCAAGCACGUGGCGGCAGCCUCCAAGAGGUGGAGGGCCUCGAGGAGGUGGUCUGCCUGGAGGCCUCCGCCGGCGCCUUCUGCGCGCUCAAGGCGGACGGCUCGCUCCGCGCCUGGGGCGGCGCCGCCUUCGGGGGCGACCUCCGCGCCGUGCCUCCGGAGCGUCUCGUGGGGGUGCGGCUCUUGAAGGCGUCGGCCCUUGGCUUCAGCGCUGCCACGGAAGGAGACAUCGUGGUCUGGGGCUCCGCGGCCGCGCUGGCGCCGCCGGCGAACUUCUCGGCGGUGGAGCUGGUGAGCUCCACCGACGCCUUCGCGGCGCGGGACGCGGGGGGCCGCGUCUGCGCCUGGGGCAACGCGGAGUACGGGGGCGACUGCAGCGAAGUGCAGGGCAGGCUGGUGGACGUGAAAUCCCUCUGCGCCUCUGAUGGGGCCUUCGCUGCACUCACUUGGGGCGGCCAGGUGGUGACUUGGGGAAACAGCAGCUUCGGCGGCGACGGCCCAGCGCUGGAGGAGGUGGUGGCGCUUUCGGCCUGCGGCCGAGGCUUCGCGGCGCAGCUGCGGAAUGGCAUCGUCUGCUGGGGCGAUCCCCAGCAGGGCGGGGACAACUCCCAGGUGCGGGACCAGCUGCAGCGCGUGCGGCAGGUGGUGGGCUCCGCGGGCGCCUUUGCGGCGGUCACGGAGGAAGGUCGGGUGGUGACCUGGGGGAGCACCGCUUUCGGUGGCGAGUGCAGUGCUGUGCGGCAUCAGCUCGUGGAGGUGGACCGAGUGGUUGCCAGUCGCCGCGCCUUCGUGGCGCUGCGGAAGGAUGGAGGAGUCGUCACUUGGGGAUUCCCCAUGUUGGGCGGCGACAGCCAGUCGGUGCAGGCGCAGCUGCAUGGGGUCACCUCGCUGGUGGCCUCCUCAGGGGCCUUCUGCGCGCUGCGAAGUGGGCGCCUGGUGUGCUGGGGCGGGCUCAGCUCGGGGGGCGGCGGCCCAGGCGACCUGGAAGAGGAAGAGGCGAAAGACGUUGAGAUGACGGUGCCCACCAUUUCGGUGAGCUCGGCCUGA